AUGUCAUUUUUCAAUUCUUUCAAAUUCGGUAGGAAUAGCAAGAAAACGAAGCAGACAAAUGGAGCAGCUGGUCAUACUGGUGUGCCCAAUAUCUAUUCAACUCCCCGGCAUAGUAAUUCGAAAAUAUCGAUAAGGAAGAUGCAUUCGCCGUCGCGACAUUCUGUCCCGUCGCAGGGCAAUUUGAACCAGCAAUACGCGUCGCAAGCUGCCGAUAAAUCGGACUCCCAACAGACGCUUUUCUUGAGUGAACCUUUUGUGAGGACAGCGCUCGUGAAGGGGUCAUUUAAGACCAUUGUACAGCUUCCCAAAUACGUAGAUCUGGGGGAAUGGGUAGCGCUCAACGUUUUUGAGUUUUACACGAAUUUGAAUCAGUUCUACGGUGUGGUAGCCGAAUAUGUUACUGCUGACGCGUAUCCUACAAUGAAUGCGGGUCCACACACGGAUUAUUUGUGGCUUGAUGCUAAUAAUCGGCAAGUUUCUUUGCCUGCAGGGCAGUACAUCGAUUUGGCUUUGACAUGGAUAAACAGCAAAGUCACAGAUAAGACCUUAUUCCCAACACAAAACGGCCUUCCUUUCCCCUCCAAUUUUGUCAGGGAUACACAGCGGAUCAUGAUUCAAAUGUUUCGAAUUUUUGCACACAUGUACCACCAGCAUUUUGACAAAAUCAUCCAUCUUUCUCUGGAGGCUCACUGGAACUCAUUUUUCGCUCAUUUCAUAAGUUUUGCCAAGGAGUAUAACUUGGUUGACAGGAAAGACAUGUAUCCUCUAGGCGCGCUGAUAGAAAGUUUGGAACAGCAGGGUAAAAUAAUAUAA
Lachancea mirantina is the source of this 813-nucleotide messenger RNA. The record is from the annotation of a GenBank genome assembly. Lineage: Eukaryota; Fungi; Ascomycota; Saccharomycetes; Saccharomycetales; Saccharomycetaceae.